Messenger RNA from Dicentrarchus labrax (European seabass), 6758 nucleotides. RefSeq names its product polypeptide N-acetylgalactosaminyltransferase 18-like. NCBI's taxonomy places the organism in Eukaryota, Metazoa, Chordata, Actinopteri, Moronidae. Bases 296 to 2149 code for a protein of 617 amino acids. The transcript is spliced from 11 exons. The record is from RefSeq and is a predicted model, not a curated record. Gene Ontology annotation, cellular component: Golgi apparatus.
GCGCUGUGUCCGACAGCUUUGCAGCGGCUGAGCGCAGCUUGACUCGCCGGCUGCUCAGCGGGGACUCUCCUUAGUAUUAGAACCAGAAAUAUUCUUAAGACGGCAGGGUAACGCGUUUUAAAGCCUCCGGAGGAUUUGGCAAUGCCUCAGCCGGGACCUGAGAGCGCAGAGGCGGACUGAGUCCACAGCAUCGCAUCGCUGUAGUUACAUUUGGACACAUUUCUCGAGUGCGUCUCCUCCUCACUCCACCUGCCUGCGCGCGUCGGGAUCAAGAAGCCCAUGGAGGGAUGUCGCGAUGCUGUGCUCAAGGAGAACUAAAACUUUGGUGUCGACAUGUGUAAUCCUGAGCGGCAUGACCAACAUCGUGUGUCUCCUGUACGUCGGCUGGAUCACCAACUAUGUGGCCAACGGGGGUCCCAAAGUUGCGGAGAGCGGCGGCGAGGCGGAGAGAAAGUUGGAUGAGGACAGCAAAGGGGAGACCCUGAGGAUUAUCGAGAGGCUGGAGCGGCUGGAGAGCGUCGUCAACGAGCACAUCAAAGAGACCCCUCAGAAGGACGGUGAAGACGCUGCCUCCUCGUCGGACUCAGCCUCAGACUCCGCCUCCUCUCUGUUCGACCACUGGGGUCACGACCUAGGCCCAGAGAGUCGAAGGGUUGCCCUCAAGAAGUUCCGUUACUAUGGCUACAACGGUUACCUUAGCGACCGCAUCUCUCUCACCCGGCCAAUCCCAGAUUUACGACCGGACGGGUGCAGAAACAUGACUUAUUCAUCAGAUCUUCCUCAGAUCAGCGUCAUCUUCAUCUUUGUCAAUGAAGCCUUGUCAGUGUUGCUGCGCUCUGUCCACACAGCCAUCCAGAGGACUCCAUCACACCUGCUCAAAGAGAUCAUACUGGUCGAUGAUCACAGCAACAGCCUGGAGCUGAAAGACCACCUACAGAGCUUCGUGGAGGAGACCAAUGCUCAGCACGGCCCGGGGUUCGUCAAGGUGGUCCGCCAUGCGAAGCAGGAAGGACUAAUCAGGUCCAGAGUCAGCGGAUGGAGGGCAGCCUCCGCUCCUGUCGUUGCUCUGUUCGAUGCACACGUGGAGUUCAACACGGGAUGGGCAGAACCUAUUCUGCAGCGAAUAAAGGAGGACCGGACCCGGGUGGUGUCUCCCUCUUUUGACAACAUCAAGUAUGACACCUUUGAGAUUGAGGAGUAUCCGCUGUCUGCUCAGGGCUUUGACUGGGAGCUAUGGUGUCGCUACCUCAACCCACCAAAAUCCUGGUGGACACAACGCAACCACACAGCCCCUAUCAGGAGCCCUGCUCUGAUUGGCUGCUUUGUGGUCGACAGGAAGUACUUUGAGGAGAUCGGCCUGCUAGACGAAGGCAUGGAAAUUUACGGUGGAGAAAACGUUGAGCUCGGCAUCAGGGUGUGGCAGUGUGGCGGCAGCGUGGAGGUCCUGCCCUGCUCCAGGAUCGCACACAUCGAGCGUGCCCACAAACCCUACACAGAGAACCUGACAGUCCAUGUGCGUCGUAACGCUCUGAGGGCGGCUGAGGUCUGGAUGGACCAGUACAAGAGUCACGUCUAUAUGGCCUGGAACGUUCCACUACAGAACUCAGGAAUAGACAUCGGGGACAUUUCUGAGAGAAAAGCCCUGCGAGCCAGACUCCAGUGCCGACCUUUCAGCUGGUUCCUCUCCAACAUCUACCCUGAGCUCCGAUCCUACAGCGACACAGUUGCUUACGGAGUGUUGAAGAACAGUCUAAGAGACAACCUGUGUUUGGACCAGGGGCCUGACACUGAAAAUGUCCCCAUCAUGUACCUCUGUCAUGGUAUGACACCACAGCAGAAUGUCUACUACACCAGCUCCCAGCAGCUUCACCUGGGAGUGCUGAGUCCGACCAUCGACGAUGACGACAACAAGUGUCUGGUGGACGUGAACAGCAGACCCAGGCUGCUGGAGUGCAGCUACGCGGCUACCAAACACAUGAAGCUCACCUGGACGUUCUCUCAGGGUGGCUCCAUCCAGAACCUCGAGUCUCAGCGAUGUCUGGAGCUGGUGGAGAGCAGACAGUCAGAGUUCACCUACCAGCUGGCCAUUCAGGACUGCACCGAUCAGAAAUGGACCAUCACUAACAUACUGACUGUCCUGCCACAGUGAACACACUGACAACAGUCAGCUACUGGAACACCUUUGUUGUGAUGGACUAAUCUAGUAAGUGAGGAAGUUCAAGUAAGGAACUCCCCCCACUUCAAACUGAAAUUGACCCAGACCCAAGAUCGACCAUCACAGAGUUUUGGUGCACUUAAAAAGAAUGAGAGUCCAGUUAGAAAUGGACUAACAUGCUGACCUAAGCAGCAAACUAAGUGUCCAAAAAAUGAGAUUCAAUACUGGACCUAUUUUUAACGAGAAUCUGCACAGGGAAAGAUGUGCUUCAAUCAGACAUGGACCAUCAGUAACGUAAUAACCGUUUUAUACCAAUGACCUGAGAGAAGAGACACUCACAGAUGGAGCCAGGGCUCUUAAAACUUCCCACUCUGCAAUCGAAAUGAGAAAUAUAGUCACUUGUUCCAGGGGACAGGCUCAUGAAAUCAUGUAAGCACUCUGGUUAUUGCCGGAGCAGUCCUGUGAUGUAUUUUGGUUCCCCAUCCACAGUUUAAGAUAGGGCCUGUGCUCCCUUAGUCUCAUCGCACAAUCACCAUAACAAAUUGAGUGAGCAUGGUUUCAAUAUGUUUGUGUGCAGAGAGAGAAAUGCAAGUUGAGGGACUGCACUCAUUCUGGAAAAAUCUAGCAAUUGUACAACGCAAACUAGUUGAUUUGUCACAAAAAUGAUGUGGAGGAGACAGGUUUUGAGUUAUUACCCACCACUUUACUAAGAGUGCAAGGAGGACAGAUGCUGUGGAUUCCCUCAGUAUCACAGAAAAGUGAGAGUGCGAUGGAGAGUAACCACCAAGUGAUUUAAAAUGGCACUCUGAUAGAAACUCUAUCCCUCCGAAGUUUCAGAGUGCUUUGGAAUUAAUUUGAUCAGAAGCUGAGCUGUCGAUCUUGCUGGCAGGCGCCAUACUUGUGGUUUCAGAAACAGAGCAGGAGAUUCAUCCGGAAAAGAAGAUUUCAGACUUCCUGGCUCCUGUAACACCAGCACAUAACACCCCUCGGGCUCAUGCAGCUUUGAUGUAUUUAAGCAAACCUCUGUGAAAGAAGGAAAGUAAUGUUGACAAUGUUGGGGUUGCAGAGGAUGAAGCACACCUCAAGAGCCCCAUCCCAAGUCUGAUUUCAAGGCAAGCAAACUAGUCCAACAUAAGCAGGCAAAGAGUUGGGCAAUAUGUGAUCUCAGAGCAGAGGGUGGGUGACGUGAACGCUGCCACAUCACAUCUAAUGUUGACAGAGGGCUGAUAUUACAGUUAAAGGAAACAUCCACCCUUUUUUAGUUGUUUGGUUUUCUGUAAAAUGUUUUAUGUUGGGUUCAUCAAACACUGUAUCUUCAAAAAGCUGUAGUGGUCCUUCUAUAACAGGUAUAAUAAAACAACAACAAGAUAUUAGUUUAACUCCCAAACAGUCCUGAAAAGAUGUAUAAAAAUCUAUAAAAUAUUGAAAAUGCCUGCAUGGGUGUAAAAUGGAUGUGCAGGAGCUUUAACCGAGUAAAAACUAAAGAUCAGAUAUUUAUUUCAGGGGUCUCCUCCUACCUUUAAAGUCCUCCUUUUGGAUUUCAAGACCUAAGGCUGACUCUGUCCAUAACCUCAGCCAAGAAGACGUUCCAUAUUGAUGAUCCAUGAUCCUUGUAGGAUAAUGGCUGCAUAACUAAGUCGUGUUUACAAAGAAGUAAAGGCCCUUCCAAAGUCUAACAAUGUUUCCUGUCCUCAUCAGCAGCCUGAACCUGUUCAUCACUACAUGCAGGAUGCUCCAAUCAAUUGCACAAAUUAUAAUGUAUAAAUUCAAGUUAUAUGGAUAUAUUAACUGGAAAUACAUAUACAUUUAAAGGAUGAUUCUGGUUUAUUACAACUCGUGUCUUAUUUUUGGUGUUUUGGCCAUCAUUUCUAUCAGUAAUAGUAACAUUGAACUAACCAAGGUAAGAUUAAAAAUGACCAAACACAUCAACAUCAAUGGUCAGAUGUCAAACAGGGUUUAAUCAAAACUAUUUUAGAAUUAUUUGGAAGAGAAAAUUUAAGAUUUACUACUCAAGCUGCAAAGAUGGGAUUUUUGGCGGCCAUUCAUGUGUACAUGGCCACUCGACGCUGGCUCCAGAAGUGAGUGUCUCCAUAAGACACCAUAGUAAAAUACCUAACUUUACAGCAGAAAUAAACAUCUUUACAACCUGGUACAAAAAGCAAUUGUAGUCUCUAGCUAAAUUCCCCCUUUCAUGACAACUGUACAGGGGUGAAUGUUAAUAUAACUCACCCAUUUAAAUUAUAUCAAGGCUUAUAGUUAUGCAUAAUUAAGGGCACGGUUGCUUUAAGGAACAGGUGGUUGCCAUCACAGGUGGCUGUUUUCUUUAACCAGGCUUCAUUCAGGCCACCUCAGCUCCACCCAUGCUGCACGUCUUUGCCCACUUUUAGAUAAGCCGGAACCGGCGGACUCAUGACUGUGUAGAUGGUGAUGGCCACAGCCAACCACACUGAGCUUCACAAAGGCUCUUCAGAAGCCUAUUAGUGAUAUCACAGAGACUACAUCCAUUUUUACUUAUACAAUCUGAGCCAGCAUGAAGUUUUUUUCUUUUUUGGUGUAGGUGUAAAUAUAUGUAUGGUUGUAAACAUCUAUCACAGUUUGCAGAUCAACUUCCUGGUUCAAAUAUGACCUACCGUGCUAACUGCAGUUGUGCAGGCACACAUCUGUGCAAUAUGGAAUAAUUACCAACAUUUCAGGUACACUUACUUUCAGUUUUACCUACAAAUAAAUUGGUUUCAGUAGUAUCGGUAGGGGUUCUGGACUGACCAGGAUGAAUACAUAAUACAUAAAAUGUCAAUGGUAAAGGUCGUAACAGAGUGUUCAUGACCUUUCUUCUGGGCGACAUCGAUCUCACUAAUGACUUUAGUGAGUAAAAUCUUAGCUAAUACAUACUUUGGCCAAAAUUACAAAAAUUAAUGGCCAGGUUGUAAUAAACCAAAUUAUCCUUAAAGCAUAACACAUAAAGUCUAGUAUCAUAAAAAUUGCCUGAGUUUACCACUGUUUUUACUGCUUUGUUGUGUGUUAGUGUGCAACUUUUUGGUGGUAAACUAGAUGAGAUGUUGUGGACAGCCAGAGUGCACCAACAGUUCGAGGUCCAACCUGCUAGCCUUCUGUGUGGGUUGUUAAAGGGUAUGCUGGGAAAUGUAGGACAUCACUGCUGAAUUGUGCAGAAGUAGAAUCAGAUGAUGAGUAACAUAAAAGGAAUGGAUUGAACACAGCAGAUGGAUGUUAUAUCAUCCUGAACAGAUGGAUGGUAUCAGACAGUGGACGAGUGUCCAAGGAAGGAUUUUUCCUUUAAAAUUCUGCUGCUGCAUCCUUGAACUGGUUAACACACUGGUGAGUGCGCGUGUGUGUGUGUGUGUGUGUGUGUGUGUGUAAAUGUGUGCUCUAUUAUUUGUUGUUAUUUGUUUUGUUCUAUAAAUGCUUUUAAUAAUGGAUGUUCACUGGUUAAUAAUUCCACAAAUGGGACUGUGAGCAGGUAAACUGACAUUUAUCUGAAAUCUGCAGCUAACCAUAGGGAGAAACAAAAAGAAAACAAUUGUGAACUAACAAAAAAGAGGAGUACCUUCUUCUCUUUUCCACAUUCAGUAAAUCCCCAAAUUUUGGUGCCCAAAGACAUGUAAUUAUUUAAUAUAAGACAUGCAUGUGGGUCUAUGUUGAGUUCAGAAUCAAUUCUGAGCGCACGAUGGGGCAACCUAGUACAGAGAUACAAGACUGGGCAUUUGUGACUGAGAUAUUUGAGUGUCUGGAUGUAUGUUUUCUGUAUGAGUAAAUUGUGCUUUUGCUGAUUUGACACUUACAUAUACGACUGCUAAAUCAUUGCCUCCACAUUUACAGAUCUCCAAAAGUUACACUGAAAAGCUUUGAAUUAAAUAUAACUGCUUUGCUAUCAAUCUCCCAAUUAUUCAAAGCCCUGGCGUUCAACAAUCUUUAUCAAUAAUUCAACACAAAAACAGGAUGAACCGAUUCAUUAUUAAUCUGGCUAUUAUGUAUUCAAAGGUUUUCUUUUUCAAUCACAGCCUAGUGAGGUGCCAAUAACAGUGAUGAAGCAGUGGUAACUUAUGGAACUGUAUGUCUUCUAUCGGCUACUGUGUAGCAUCUGUUACCAAACCUUCUGUUGACCUUCUGUUCUUUUUGUGGCUCAGGUUUGUAGAUCCUGAAAUCUUAAAAGUAUCUCAAUUUUUGGGAAGCUGUUAAUAUAUCAAGUCAUGAAAAUGUCCAAGCUAUUUUAUUAGUGUAUUUAAACUGGAUAUUUAUAAGUACCAACAGUAAAAAAUGACAAUGGCAAAACUUGUCCUGUGUGACCGUCUCUUUUCACCUCUGCUGUGUGUAGAAUGCUAAAACAUAUUGUUUGUCCACAUAUGGUGGAUUAGCAACUGGCAUACAUACAUAUUACAUAUUAAAGGCCUGUGAUGGAAGAAGUAAUCACAUUCUUUACGCAUGUAAAAGUAACAAUAUCACACUUUAAAAUGAGGUCUCUGUAUUUAUAAUCUGGCAUGUAAAAGUGAUGUAAAAGUAUUUCCCUCUAAAAUGUGGUAGAAGAAUAAGAAUAAAGAAGCUUAUGCUGCAGGUACAAGUACCUCAAAUUGGGAGCAGCAACAAGGAA